AAUUAAUUAAUUAUCGUCCCCUACCCGUCGAGCCUUAAACCAUCCCACAACAACAACAACAUCAUCAUCGUCGUCGUCGUCGUCGUCUCAAAAUCACCGUCGCUACCUUGGGACCGUGCCACAUCGCCGCAUUUAACGCCCGAUCAAAUAUUCGUACCCGGCCAUCGAACCUGGCCUAGCGAUCUGCCUCUCCAUCUCUCGGCACAUCGCACCAUCCCCCUACCCCCAUCCUCCAUACCAUAUUCUCCAGGGCUCGUACCACAUCGUGUGAACUACGACCUCGCCCUAGUCCCGUCAUCGGCGCCGCUUGAGUAUGGGCAUCCAACCGCGAGUGGGAUCGCUGGCGAGCGCUGACGCAACUAACGGCAUCAGCAGCAAGAAUGGGCCAAAUGACGCAGGUAGCGAGGCCACCAGGCGGAAGCAACCCCUCGACAUCGAGGAGAUCCUGCGCAAAAAGAAGGAGGCCGACAAAGCCGCUGCCAAACCAAGAUUCAUCCCCAAGGCUGAGCGCGAGCGGUUAGCGGCAGAGAAGCAGAAGGAGGAGGAGGAUAAGCAAAGAAGAAAAGCCCAAGAAGCUCGGAACGCACCUAGCAGCCGAUCCGUCAGCGGCCCGGGCCCCGACAGACGUCAUCCCGACCGUAAUCGCGACAGAGAUCGCGGCCCCGUCGUGCCGACCGGUCCUAGGGCUAUGCGCCAGGCUAACAACGACCGCCGCGAUGCUAAUAGCUACGAGCAUGGUGACAGACGAGAGAAGGGCAACAAGAAGGCAUCGGCCGGAGAGAAGAGGCCAGCACCCGAGGAAGCCGAGGCGGCUCUGAUACGAGCUAGAUACAUGGGCCCGGAGAUGAACCAGUCUACCUUUUCUGCCAAGAAGAAGCGCAGGCGGACGACGGAAAAGAAGUUCAAUUUCGAAUGGGACGCAGAAGAGGAUACCAGCCAAGACCACAACCCCAUCUACGCCGAGAGGGCCGAGCCGACCUUCUUCGGCAGGGGGAGGUUGGCCGGCUUCGGCGACGACAUGACGGAAGAGAAUGCGAGGAAGUACGCCAUGUCCCUGGUCGAGCGCGACCGCGAGAAUGGCACGGCGCGGGCGCAGGAGCUGCUUGAGAUGAUGCAGAGAGCCAAGGAGAGGGCAAACCGCAACGGCCUGGGGAAGCACUGGUCGGAGAAGAAGCUCGAAGACAUGCGCGAACGAGACUGGCGUAUCUUCAAGGAAGACUUCGGUAUCUCGACUAAGGGCGGGCUCAUCCCGAACCCCAUGCGAAAUUGGCAGGAAUCGGGCUUGCCUCGACGAUUGCUGGAUAUCGUCAGCAAAGUCGGCUACGACGAGCCGACGCCAGUUCAGCGCGCCGCCAUCCCCAUCGCUCUGCAAGCCAGGGACCUGAUUGGCGUGGCUGUUACCGGUUCCGGAAAGACGGCCGCCUUCCUGUUGCCAUUGCUCGUCUACAUUUCGGAACUGCCACCACUUACCGAAAUCACGAAAAACGAUGGACCGUACUCCCUAAUCAUUGCCCCGACCAGAGAGCUGGUUCAGCAGAUAGAGACGGAGGCAAAGAAGUUCGCGGUGCCGCUUGGAUUUACGGUGGUCAGUCUUGUUGGUGGUCAUUCGCUGGAAGAGCAAGCGUUCGCCUUGCGAAACGGCGCCGAGAUUAUUGUCGCCACACCUGGUCGUCUAGUGGACUGUAUCGAGCGUCGUCUCCUGGUCCUGUCUCAAUGCUGCUAUAUCAUCAUGGAUGAAGCUGAUCGCAUGAUCGACAUGGGUUUCGAGGAGCCCGUCAACAAGAUUUUAGACGCGCUUCCCGUCUCCAACGAAAAACCGGACUCUGAUGCCGCCGAAAACGCGCAGCUGAUGAGCCGUCACCUGGGGGGCAAAGAUCGAUACCGGCAAACGAUGAUGUACACGGCCACUAUGCCGACGGCGGUGGAGAAGAUUGCUAAGAAAUACUUGCGUCGUCCGGCUACAGUCACUAUCGGCAACGCCGGCGAGGCCGUGGACACGGUUGAGCAGCGGGUCGAGUUCGUACCCGGCGAGGACCGCCGCAAGAAGCGCUUGCAGGAGAUUCUCAUGUCUAACGACUUUGCGCCGCCCAUCAUCGUCUUCGUCAACAUCAAACGCAACUGCGAUGCGGUGGCCCGAGAAAUCAAGCACAUGGGUUUCUCGGCCGUCACGCUCCACGGUAGCAAGACGCAGGAGCAGCGAGAGCAGGCCCUCGCGUCGGUGCGCGGCGGCACCACAGACGUCUUGGUCGCGACGGACCUGGCUGGUCGCGGUAUCGACGUUCCGGACGUCUCCCUGGUCGUCAACUUCAAUAUGGCCAUGAGCAUCGAGAGCUACACUCACCGUAUCGGUCGUACGGGUCGUGCCGGAAAGAGCGGUGUCGCCAUCACCUUCUUGGGUAACGAGGACUCGGACGUCAUGUACGACCUGCGGCAGAUGCUCUCCAAGAGUUCGAUAUCGAGAGUUCCCGAGGAGCUGCGCCGGCACGAAGCAGCGCAGCAGAAACCAAACAAGGGGCCGAGAAAGCUCGAGGAGAAGGGUUUCGGCGGGAAGGGCGGUGGAUGGGAUUAGAUUUGCCUCGAUACGUGUACAAGUACCUAUAGCAUAUCUCGCAGUAGCAAGCUAGAUCACUACCACCGAGGUCGUUUACGCCGUGACGCGACUGCGUGACGAAUACCUCCCUGAUCCCAUUGCGACGGUUAAUUACAGAGCUAGCGGCAACCUCGCAGAGGCCACCCCCUUUCUAUCUACGUUACCCCCCGUGCUUGUGUUUUGGUCUGCUAAAACAUUGUAUAGAGGUAGGCAGCCUAAAUGCUCUAUGGACGCGGUUUCUUGGAUAGGGGUCUUAGUAGGCUAUCCGCUCCGGCGACGGCCCGGCUUGCUCACGACGACUCAAAAUGGAAUGCCCCGCGGGGGGGUGAACUGGGGGC
Molecule: messenger RNA, 2928 nt
Organism: Durotheca rogersii
Lineage: Eukaryota; Fungi; Ascomycota; Sordariomycetes; Xylariales; Xylariaceae
Product: DEAD-domain-containing protein
Exons: 1
Coding region: 314-2569 (751 amino acids)
Biological process (GO): mRNA splicing, via spliceosome
Cellular component (GO): catalytic step 2 spliceosome
Molecular function (GO): RNA binding; RNA helicase activity; ATP binding
Source: RefSeq, a predicted model, not a curated record